Messenger RNA from Condylura cristata (star-nosed mole), 5230 nucleotides. RefSeq names its product transmembrane protein 229B (gene TMEM229B). The coding region runs from base 1432 to 2010 and encodes 192 amino acids. The record is from RefSeq and is a predicted model, not a curated record. Lineage: Eukaryota; Metazoa; Chordata; Mammalia; Eulipotyphla; Talpidae. The transcript is spliced from 3 exons.
UAAACACUCCAGCCUUCCAGAAGCAGAACCCCAGAAAAGGGCAGUGUCCGCAGAAAAUCUUUAAGAGGUAGCCCAGUGUGCUUACUGGGAGUGAGGCGUCUAGAGCCAGACUUGCUGGGUAGGUUGGAAUCCCAGCUCUGCUGUUCAUAGCUUUAAGAACUAAUCUAGUUACUUCCCCUUUCUCUGUCUCCAUUUCCUCACCUGUAAAAUAGGCCUGAGGAUGAUCAUAGAGAAUGUAAGCAAAGUGCUGCUCAUAACAGUGCCUGGUUACUACUAUUUGACUUGGGAGGUGGAGGGAGCACCCUAUCAACUGAUCCCAGGGAGUUUUUCUGGGGGACUGCCCAUGGCAAGACAGGGAGGACUCUAUAGCAACUGAGUCAACCAGUGACCACAGGGGUUUCCCUCACUUGCUUCCCUUCUGGCCCUGAGUCAAGCCCAACGUUUCUUCCCCCACUAACUUGAUAACCACACGGAAGCUCUGGGCCUGUCAGACCUUGCAUCUUGUGCCCAGAUGUAAGAGCAGCUGCCCACUCUCAUUGCCGCCACUCACCUCCAGCACAGAGCCUGCCAGGGGACAGAACUCAGCGUCUCUCAACCUGUCCCUGUGCGGUCUUGCCUUCGGAACUUCCUGGAAGGGCUUCGCAUCUAUCUCUCUAGAGCAUAGACCUACAGUGACAGUGCCCUGACUGCGGAAUAAAACGUGGGCAAUAAAUGUAGUGAAAGAGGAAGUCCUGCUCAACUGAACUGCAUGGGCAGGAACUCCUGAUUUACAAAUACGGUGCUCCUCUGGACAAACAUUCCUAGUUAUCGUGCGGUGAUGACUUAGCAUCCUGGGAGGAGAUCAGAGUUUCUGGCAAAACCAAAAAACGAUGGUUCCAUCUGGUUUUGCCUCUAGUGUGUCUUAAGCCUCUUGUGGUGUUCCCUUUACCCCUCUGCCCUGGUCUCCCAGGGGACUAGCUUCAUUGGUGAGCUACUCCCAGGGACCAGGACUCUGAAAGGUAGCCCUCCCCUCCUAGUCACCUGUCCUUUUGGAGGACAGUGCCCUCCCCUGGCAAGUCACCUUGAGUACUGGCUCUUGGCGGACACCCCAGGGCUUUCAUCCACACGUGUGAGAGCUCUUUACUCGAGUGUUGUGCCCCGUAUCCUGCUUGUGAAACCACCACUGCUCUCCAACCUUCUUGCAGUCUUACCCACGCCCGCCUGGAUUUACUCCACCCUGGAUUUGCCUUCUUGGGCUGUCCAAUCUUCUGUCACGGUCCUCAGGAUGGUUGUGUCCCGUCAGCAGGACAAAGAGCCCUGCAUCCAAGGAGCGAUGAACUGCCGGGUCUUCUGAUGCAGGCUUUCCUGUGGCCCGGCCCAGGGCAGGGCAAGGAGGCUGGCCCUCAGAGCACUGGGUGAGACCACUUCCUUCACUGAGCUUCCUUCAGCUGCAUGGAAGCUGGAGUUCACCUUGCAGUUCCUCAGCUGAAUUUUUGUUCUCUGGGCUGUAGCGUCCCCGCCGGCACCAUGGCUUCUGCUGAACCCCUCACGGCGCUGUCCCGCUGGUACCUGUACGCCAUCCACGGCUACUUCUGUGAGGUGAUGUUCACCGCGGCCUGGGAGUUCGUGGUGAACUUCAACUGGAAAUUCCCCGGGGUCACGAGCGUCUGGGCGCUCUUCAUCUACGGCACGUCCAUCCUCAUUGUGGAGCGCAUGUACCUGCGUUUGCGGGGCCGCUGCCCGCUGCUGGUGCGCUGCCUCAUCUAUACGCUCUGGACCUACCUGUGGGAGUUCACCACCGGCUUCAUCCUGCGCCAGUUCAACGCCUGCCCCUGGGACUACUCCCAGUUCGACUUCGACUUCAUGGGGCUCAUCACCCUGGAGUACGCAGUGCCCUGGUUCUGCGGGGCGCUCAUCAUGGAGCAGUUCAUCAUCCGCAACACCCUCCGCCUCCGCUUUGACAAGGACGCGGAGCCAGAGGAGCCCGGCGGGCCCCUGGCGCUGGCCAACGGCCACGUCAAGACUGACUGACCCGGGGUGGGUGGGGGGGCCUGUGGGUGGGGCCCAGGGUUCUCUCACGGACCCUGUGGACAGAGGUACCAAGCUGGUGGAGUUCCCCCUUCUGUACAGCACAAAACCUGCCCCGGCCGGGCCUCAGUCCUGUAGGCCACACGCAGCCGCCCUACCCCGGCAGUGGGUGGGCAUGGGGCUGUGGUCAGGUCUGGGGGCAGGGCGCGUGAGGCAGCGGAGGGACUUAGGGAAGGGCCACGGGUCUCUACCCAGCUGAGAGGCCGGUGGCGCCAGGCCAGCGGCUAAGCAGCGACUGGACUACUGGGUGACUUUGGAAGCAGCAGGCCCUGUCCUGGCCAGGAGACCUGAGCAUGGGGCAGAAGGUGGGAGGCAAGUCCUUGAGGAGGUUUUGGGCUGCUGCGGCGGCCGCCUCCUUCCCUCUUACCUGGUUUAUUUGGGCUUUGGCUGGCUCCAUUAGGCAAUAUUCAGGUGCUUGCUUGCAACCAAUACCUCCCCAGGGGCCUGCUGAGCAGCAGCCUAAGGAGAGACCGGGCAUUGGGGGGAGCUGCUUGGCUGCAGUGUGGUCUGCAAGGGCUGGAGGCCUUCCCUUGGCUCCGCUCCCCUCCCCCAGGGCCCCUCGCUGCUCCCUUGGCCUUCUGGGGGCCCCCUGGUGCUGGAUUCCCACCAACCUUGGGCUUUUGGAGGUUUCAAUCUCUAUGUGUUCAGUGGUGUUCCCCUUUUUUCUCUCUUAUUUUCAAGGCCUUUACCACUAGCAGCCCCUUUAUCCAUGUCAAUCACCGCCCCCCCCUCACCCCCCACCCCGGGCCCUCACCCCCAACUCCCUAGCCAACAUAGCAGUUGCCAGAGAUAGAACCCUGAGGCAGACCCUGCCUCUCCCUGCAGCUUUCCUGCCAGUUUGCUGGCCUGAUGCCUGGGAAGUUCUGCAGAUUCACCUCCCUGUGGGGGUGUGGCAGUGCCCUGGUGCUCCUCUCCACACUCUCCCCACAGAGAUCCCCCCCAAAUGAGUGAUACCCCCCAGUGCAGUCAGGCUGAAGCGGGCCCCACAGAUUCACAAUGGAGACCUAGAGACAAGUGGGUUCUGAGGGGUGUGGGCGGGUGUAAAGCAUCUGCCUGGUUUAUUUUCAAGCCAGCCAGGGGCAGAGUGGCUUUCUGGGGGGAUGGAAGAGCACUAUCCGGUGUUGGAGAACCGUGGAGAAUGAGUGAGAGAGAGAAAGAUGAGGCCUUCAGUUUUGGGAAGGUCACUGGAGCAUCCUUAGUGGGAAGCGGCCAGUUCUGGUUCUGCCAUCACUCCAGCCUUGCAGCAAAACCUCCUCAGGGUCGCCCCUCCCCCAUCCUUCCCAGCAAGACUGACCUUUGAACUUGCACCUUAAACAGUAUUAACUCUGCCGUGCCCAUGGGCACUGUUAUCCUGGUUGUCCCCUUUCCCCUGUGAUAGGUCCAUUGCUGGCAGUGGACAGGUGAAAUCCUCACUCCAGCCUGCUCCUGACUCUGCCCUCACUCCCUUCAGGGAGGAGUCCAUCGGAACACCGCCUACCCCCUUCUUGACCACACUAGGGCUCAUAGGUAGCAAUUAGCCACUCCUUUUCAUAGAUCACUCAAAGGUGAUAACACCACUUGGGGAGAGAAUCUCCUCUUUCUUGCUGUGCUGUUCCAUCGAGACUGUGCAGACAGCACCAAGCAGGGCACAGACUAUGGCUGGUCUGGGGGCGGGCAGGGAUGGAGCACAGCAGGGUUGUUUCCUGUGUCUGUCCAGGACAGGAUGAAAGGCUUUUUCCACCUGAGUCCUGAGCAGGGUCCUCCAAAUCCAGGGUCGAACUGCGUUCUCCCGAGGCCAGCCCAGCCAUUGAUUUUAUUGUGGCCCGAAUUCUAGGGUUUUGGGGCUUCCCAAAAUUCAGGUUUCCAGUGGAGGUAGACGGCUUUCCAUCUAUGGGUGGAAGAGUCCAGGGGGAGAAUAUUGCCUGGCUUCCCUCUUCUCUCCAGGUAAUUAAUUGUUCCUUGUUCUUUCCUCCAAUUCAUGUUCUCUCAGUCUCCUGGACAGCCGCACCUUCCAGGCUCCCCAUCGGGCCCUAGAUCACACCCCCACUUUUGCUGUCCCCUUCCAUGGCUGAAUCUGGUGGUCAGCUUGUUGAAGUCUCCAGCAGAAGACCCCGCUAAUUCUCAGCCAGAGUCUGGCCUGCCCGGCCCACCAAGUUGCAGCCUGAUGCCUGGAGGCUGCCCUGUGGGCAUGCCUUGGCAUCACCUUUUCUCUGGACCCAAUAAACUCCCAAGUCUAGGAGGCCCCAGAGAAAAUGUGCACCUGGCCGGUUCCGAAUAUUCGUGUUUCUGCUCUGCCCAGGUAUCUCAGAGCUCCUAUUGCCCCUCAUAGGCACAGAGCCCCAGCUAGGGGAGGCAAUGACCUGCUGUAGGCUCACAGCUUUCUAGGGGUAGCCCAAACUUCAAUCCUGCUUUUGGAGGUAUCUUCAGGGCCCUGAUCCCUUAGUGCCCAACACUUAAUGUUUGGAGGAACCCAGCCCUGCCGAGCCCUGGGAGUGCUGCAGGGAGAGUCUGUUCCCUGUUUAUGACCACCUGGUCUCGGUGGGCCUUUCUUGCUGAACUGGUCUCCUUUCUGAGUUAGAGAUCGCCAUGUGCUGCCCUGCAUGGUUGAACCGCUUCUGAGUCUGCUAGUCAUCCCUUGUGCCCGUCCCUUCCGAUGCCAGUGAGUCCUAAUGGCCUAUGCUUAUUUACAGCAAUAAUACCUAGGGAGUGCCCGUGAAGUCCUUUUGUCUUGGUCCCUCACUCUGCAUGGGUUUCCUGGGGAGACAGCACUGAGUGAGUCAGUUCACAAGAACCUGUAUUUAGGACGCUCUGGGCUGUGCAGACAUCAGUGCAGGGGGUGCAGAAAGGAGAGAAACCUGGCUCCAAUACAGCAGGGCGGGUACCCUUCACCCCCCCAGGCCACCCCAGACCUGGAGGAGCUGCAGGUCCCAGCUCUGUCAAAAGGCCUUUCAAGUGGGAGGGACUGUCUCCCAUGGCGGCAGCUUUUCAGAAGGACACGCGACUGAUUUGUGCGCCCAUUGCCUGCUUUGUCUCCGUUUGAUCUCUUUGUCUCUUCCUUUUCACAUCGUGCACAUAAAAUAUAUUGGUGUUUGUGUUCCGGGACUACCGGCUCUGACCCAUCGCUGUUUCUCCUAUGUUGGGGCCUCUUUCUUGGGAGCUGCUGAGGCCAGGGUCUUCACACCCA